UCUGCCACCAACAGGCGUGUGGACCAAACUUAUUUUAGCGAUGGUCUAGUUUUUGUGUUUCUUUCUCUGUCUUUUAUUCUUCUUGCUACCUUCUAUUUUUCACUCUUGUCGUUAAUUGUCCUUUUACCCUCUGAUUCUUUAGUUAUUUUAAUGUGUUUCUUUGGCCCUGCUCUGGUCUUAUACGACGAAGAAACGGACUUGGCCCAAUUGGGGAGGUCGGAUUACCGUACAUAACCGCUCUCCGGUGUCGGCGUGGGGUAGAGCAAAUCCACCCCGCCGAUUCCCUUUAACAUCGGAGCCCCUGCUCUCCCGAAUACCUGUCCACUGCCCUGAGUUCCUUUCUGUGUUUUUAUUUGCAGUAAUUUGUGAAAAGCGCCAACAGAAUGCCGUCCUUUAACGUCGUUGUAUUUGGGGGUGACCAUUGCGGUCCUGAGGUGACUUCAGAGGCUGUCAAGAUUCUCCGUGUGAUCGAGAAGAGCCGUGGCGACGUCACGUUCAAUCUCCAGGACCACUUGCUCGGUGGUGGAUCAAUUGAUGCCACCGGAUCUCCUCUUACUGACGAGGCCCUCGAGGCCGCAAAGAACGCCGACGCCGUGUUCCUUGGUGCUAUUGGUGGCCCGAAAUGGGGAACUGGUGCCGUCCGCCCUGAACAGGGUAUCCUCAAGCUCCGCAAGGAGAUGGGUACUUUCGCCAACCUGCGACCAUGUAACUUCGCUGCCCCCUCGCUAGUCGAGAGCUCCCCGCUGCGCUCUGAAGUAUGCCGCGGAGUCGACUUUAACAUCAUCCGUGAAUUGACUGGUGGUAUCUACUUUGGCGAGCGUAAGGAAGACGAUGGAAGCGGGUUUGCCCUCGACACAGAGCCCUACUCCCGCGCUGAGAUUGAGCGCAUCACCCGCCUCGGUGCUCACCUCGCUCUACAACACAACCCCCCUCUCCCCGUGUGGAGUUUGGACAAGGCCAACGUCCUCGCUACUAGCCGCCUGUGGCGUAAGACUGUUACCGAAGUCAUGGCCAAGGAGUUCCCCCAGCUUAAGAUCGAGCACCAGCUUAUCGACUCCGCUGCCAUGAUUAUGGUCAAGGAUCCCCGUAAACUAAAUGGUAUCGUCAUCACCAGCAACCUCUUCGGUGAUAUUAUUUCCGACGAGGCCAGCGUUAUCCCCGGCUCUCUGGGUCUCUUGCCCAGCGCUAGUUUGAGCAGCAUCCCCGACGGAACCGGCAAGGUCAACGGUAUUUACGAGCCCAUUCACGGUUCCGCCCCUGACAUCUCCGGAAAGGGCAUUGUCAACCCUGUCGCUGCUAUCCUCUCCGUCGGUUUGAUGAUGCAGUACUCUUUUGCUCUUUUCGAUGAGGCCCGCGCUAUCCAGACGGCCGUGAGCAACGUUAUUGAGUCUGGCGUGCGCACUGGCGACAUUGGCGGCAAGGCCUCCACUAAGGAAGUUGGUGAUGCCAUUGCUGCUGAGCUAGAGAAGCUUCUGAAAAAAUAAGUGUUUGCGCCAAGGGCUUACUACUUCGGAAUAUUAAAGUGGACGCGAAAAGUACCUACUAUUUAGGGCAUUAGUCAUGCCAAAUGAGAUACGAACAAUUUGAAUAGAAUACCUCUUAUGGGAUGUUGUCCUUCCAUAUUUAUUAUUGAUUACCAGCACAGCUCUUAUAUCUGUCAUUG
Molecule: messenger RNA, 1663 nt
Organism: Aspergillus versicolor CBS 583.65
Lineage: Eukaryota; Fungi; Ascomycota; Eurotiomycetes; Eurotiales; Aspergillaceae
Gene: leu2A
Product: 3-isopropylmalate dehydrogenase LEU2
Exons: 6
Coding region: 384-1484 (366 amino acids)
Biological process (GO): L-leucine biosynthetic process
Cellular component (GO): cytosol
Molecular function (GO): NAD binding; 3-isopropylmalate dehydrogenase activity; magnesium ion binding
Source: RefSeq, a predicted model, not a curated record